Messenger RNA from Tachysurus fulvidraco (yellow catfish), 2141 nucleotides. RefSeq names its product basic leucine zipper nuclear factor 1 (gene blzf1). Gene Ontology annotation, biological process: Golgi to plasma membrane protein transport; Golgi organization. The record is from RefSeq and is a predicted model, not a curated record. Lineage: Eukaryota; Metazoa; Chordata; Actinopteri; Siluriformes; Bagridae. The transcript has 8 exons. The coding region runs from base 227 to 1423 and encodes 398 amino acids. Gene Ontology annotation, cellular component: Golgi membrane.
AGUGUUUCCGGGUUGAUUGGCUUCCCUGUGCUCUCCAGUAACUUCCACAGGCCGUGAACUCCCAUCGCAGUCCCUUCUCAGGCCGCUAGGUGGCGAUAAACAGCAUCUCAGUGAGAGGAAGUCAGGAAUGGCGAUUUGCGGUCCAGGGCUGUGAGACCGAAGGCAAAUCAUCCAGACCGUUAUUGCGUGCAAUUCUUGACGAUUUCAUCCUCCGGCUUCCUCGACUAUGUCUGCGGACAUCAUGAAAGACCCGUCUGCCGUGUUCGUUCGUGGCCCUGGCGACGGCAUGGAGAUGGAUAAAAUUGUGCUGAAACCGGAGACGUCUGUGGAGCCUCUAACGGUGAAAGCGUCUCCACCUAGACAGAGUCCCAGGACUGCGCAGACGUCCCCUGGUGUCCUUCACCUGGGAAAAGUGAACAGGGAUUCUUGCACCGAGGUGGAGGCCGUGCGCAUCGUCGUUCCGCGUGCCGCCAUCGUCAGGAGCGCACGAGCCGUCGCACACGCUGACAGCAAGACGGAUGAAAGAGGAUCAGGAUCUCCGUACCACGGUGAUGACCGUCCCCCGUCCCCGUCCUCAGAACCACAGGACUAUAAGAGCGUAGUGGAGAAGCUGCAGAACUCAGAGCGCAGGCUGCUGCAGGACAAAGAGGGGCUUUCGAACCAGCUGCGUGUUCAGACCGAGGUAAACCGAGAGCUGAAGAAGCUUCUGGUGGCGUCGGUGGGCGACGACUUGCAGUAUCACUUUGAGCGAAUGUCUCGGGAGAAGAACCAGCUCAUCCUGGAGAACGAGGUUCUGUGCCGCAACCUGGCGCACACGGCCGAGCAGCUGGAGCGCAUGAGCAUCCAGUGUGACGUCUGGAGGAGCAAAUUCCUCGCCAGCAGAGUGAUGGCCGAGGAGUUGACUAAUUCCCGAGCUGCUCGUCAGCGCCAGAUUCGAGAGGCUCAGACCGCAAUCCGGGACCUGCUGGGUGAGAGAGAGGAGUUCUCCCGAGACAUGACGCACACACACAGGUCUCUGGAGCAGCUGCUAGUGUCACUGCAGUGGGGCAGACAGCAAACCUAUUACCCCAGCGCACAGCCGCUCAGCACAGGAGAACUGGCUGCGGCCAAUCGCAAGCUGGCUGACGCCAUCAACUCGCACCUGCUGGGAAACACGGGCAAGAGCAGCAGCACGAGUGUGAAGAGCAGCUCAGUGUCAGAACUCUGCAACACACCGGCGGAGAAGAUGGCCGAGAAGGUCCUCAGGAUCCUGGAUCCGAUUUCCUGCCCCGACUCGGCAGGUGACUCGGUGGACCCUGACUCGGUCGCCGUGUCUCCUUUCCUUCCUAAGAAAAGCAUCGGACGUUUUCACCCGUACACUCGCUACGAGAACAUCACCUUUAACUGCUGUGAGCGCUGCAGCGGAGAGUUGCUUGUGCUCUGAGACACGCUCACGUUAAACAAUACUCUUCUUUUUACGGCUUCUUUUUUAUCUCCAUCUACUGCUGCUGUAGAGUUUGGGAUUUUUCCAGACAAGACACUUCGAGACCCGAGACCCUGUUUUACGUCUAACAGACGUCUAAAAGCAGAAUUCUGAACUCACCAUCUGAGUUCUCUCCAUUUCACAAAGAGAUGGUGAAGAACUGAGGAAAAAACAACAGGGAGAGAGAGAGAGAGAAAGAGAAUGAGAAUGAGAGACAGAGAAAGGUUGGACUGUUUCUUUUAUUUCUUUUUCCCCAUGUAACUUGAAGCUGUUGAUUUAUUAAUCCUGUAGACGAGCGACUCGCCUCGCCUCCACAAGACUGUUCCUACGUGACAUCAUAAAGACUUUAUUUCUUCUUUUGUUAACGAAGAAGACGAGAAAAUACUGUGAUGAUUUGUCUGAUGUUUUUCUGUCGCAUUAUGAAAUUUGUCCCAGAAACUUGAAUUUCUGCUCCUUACAUACGUAACGUCUGUGUGCUUUAAGACUGGGGCUUGUUUUUGGGUGACGACACGUGGCUGUUGUUACACUACAGACAGUAUUCAGGAAAGAAACCUAUUAUUAUAUUGAACCUGCUGGAACGAGUCAUUUUAUUUCUGCUGAAAAGAAGCUGUUCGUAAAACAUUUCAAUCCUCUUUGUACAUUUUGUAUCUGAUCACAAUACAGCCAGAGAUUAAAAAGA